Messenger RNA from Coniophora puteana RWD-64-598 SS2, 315 nucleotides. RefSeq lists its product as uncharacterized. NCBI's taxonomy places the organism in Eukaryota, Fungi, Basidiomycota, Agaricomycetes, Boletales, Coniophoraceae. The transcript is spliced from 2 exons. The record is from RefSeq and is a predicted model, not a curated record. Bases 1 to 315 code for a protein of 104 amino acids.
AUGCUCCCAGCCAUCGCCCCGACGACGCCCAUACCCGCCGUGCCCAAAAUGCCAGCAACGCUCGAGCUAGACAGCACUCGGUCCGCAGCGCCGUUGAAGUUGCUUGCCUGCGGCGUGGGCAGGCUCGAGCGCGAGCCGCCGUCGGUCAGGGUCGCGCCGUUGGGCUAUGAAACGGGUUACGGUCGUGAUCAGCUCUCGAGAGUGAGGGAAGGGUACGCGCGCCAGUGGCUUGUGUCGGAUCGUUGUACUGGCAAGAGGGGUCUUCGCACAGGCAGGUUUAGACCCUGGACGGGGCCUCCACAGGCCGUCGUGUAG